AUGGUGAAGGCAACUAUAGUUGGAAGGGUAAGCGAUGGAUUGCCUCUAGCACAAGGACUGAGAUAUAUGAAUGAAGAGAAUGGAUAUCUUUCAUGUUACAGGCAACAAGCAGAGUUUAUUCUCCAAGAAAUUUCAAGGGGAGUAUUAACAGCUUCCAAGAUGACUAUUCAUGUUGAUCAUUUCUGCUUCAACUACUUGGUCGAGAACGGAGUUGUUUUCAUUGUCUUGUGUGAGUCCACAUAUCCAAGAAAACUGGUUUUUCAUUACCUACAAGAUAUUCAAAAGGAGUUUGAGAAGUUUGAUAAAACUCUCAUAGACAAAAUCACAAGGCCAUACAGCUUUGUCAAAUUUGAUGGUAUAAUUGCAAACAUUAGUAGACAGUACAUUGACACAAGAACUCAGGCCAACCUAUCUAAACUUAAUGCUAACCGGAAACAAGAUUUAGAUGUUGCCACUGAAGAUAUUUAUAACAUUUUAGAAAGGAAGAGAAAUUCAGAAACAAUGAGAAGGUUAUCAGUUACUCCUCAAGCUGACUCCACAAUAUGGUGUUCUGCACGCCUUGAGGUGAUUGCUUUGAAAUGGACACCUAUUAUGAUCCUUGUAAUUACUUCUGUGGCUCUUCUAUGGGCUAGCUUAGUUCUCACAGAUGAAUUUAUUAUUUCAAGCUGGUGA
Molecule: messenger RNA, 672 nt
Organism: Sphenostylis stenocarpa
Lineage: Eukaryota; Viridiplantae; Streptophyta; Magnoliopsida; Fabales; Fabaceae
Source: the annotation of a GenBank genome assembly